This is a messenger RNA of Eruca vesicaria subsp. sativa (arugula), 1256 nucleotides long. Lineage: Eukaryota; Viridiplantae; Streptophyta; Magnoliopsida; Brassicales; Brassicaceae. The record is from the annotation of a GenBank genome assembly.
AGAAGAAGAAGAAGAAGAAGAAGAAGAAGAAGAAGGAGAGGGAGCAGUGAGAGAGGAUGAGCGACGGGGACGAAGGCGUUAGACGCCGUACCGCAGCGGUUGCCGAUUAUAGGAAGAAGCUCCUCCAACAUAAGGAGCUCGAAUCCCGUGUUCGAACAGCUAGAGAGAACUUGAGAGGAUCGAAAAAGGAAUUCAACAAAACUGAGGAUGAUCUCAAGUCGCUUCAGAGUGUUGGCCAGAUCAUCGGAGAGGUCCUUCGACCUCUCGAUAAUGAAAGAUUGAUUGUCAAAGCGAGCAGCGGUCCUAGGUAUGUAGUGGGAUGCCGUAGCAAAGUGGAUAAGGAGAAGCUUACCUCAGGAACUCGAGUUGUUCUUGAUAUGACUACUCUUACUAUAAUGCGAGCCCUUCCCCGAGAAGUGGAUCCUGUUGUGUAUAACAUGCUCCACGAAGACCCUGGCAACAUUAGCUACUCUGCUGUGGGAGGAUUAGGUGAUCAGAUCAGAGAACUCAGGGAAUCUAUUGAGCUUCCUCUCAUGAACCCUGAACUUUUCCUCAGAGUAGGGAUCAAACCACCAAAGGGAGUUCUUCUGUAUGGACCUCCCGGUACCGGGAAAACUCUACUAGCUAGGGCUAUUGCCAGCAACAUCGAUGCCAACUUCUUGAAGGUUGUAUCAAGUGCAAUCAUUGACAAAUACAUUGGAGAAAGUGCUAGGCUCAUUCGGGAGAUGUUUAACUAUGCUCGUGACCACCAGCCUUGUAUCAUUUUCAUGGAUGAAAUCGAUGCUAUUGGUGGGCGUCGUUUUAGUGAGGGAACCAGUGCUGAUCGUGAAAUUCAAAGAACGCUUAUGGAGUUGCUCAAUCAGCUUGAUGGGUUUGACAACCUUGGAAAGGUGAAAAUGAUAAUGGCGACGAACAGGCCUGAUGUACUUGAUCCUGCGCUUCUCCGUCCAGGUAGAUUAGAUAGAAAGAUUGAAAUCCCUUUGCCAAAUGAGCAAUCAAGAAUGGAUAUCCUCAAGAUCCAUGCAGCUGGUAUAGCCAAAAAUGGUGAAAUAGAGUACGAGGCUAUCGUCAAACUUGCGGAGGGAUUCAAUGGUGCUGAUCUGCGUAACAUAUGCACGGAAGCUGGAAUGUUUGCAAUCCGAGCAGAGCGGGACUAUGUGAUCCACGAAGAUUUCAUGAAGGCGGUUAGAAAGCUGAGCGAGGCCAAGAAACUCGAGUCGAGUUCACACUAUAAUGCUGAUUUUGGAAAAGAGUGA